Molecule: messenger RNA, 526 nt
Organism: Suillus paluster
Lineage: Eukaryota; Fungi; Basidiomycota; Agaricomycetes; Boletales; Suillaceae
Exons: 4
Coding region: 191-526 (111 amino acids)
Source: RefSeq, a predicted model, not a curated record
CCACCUCUCUUAUCGAAAGUCCCCACAUCCUACACCGCUUCUUAAUCUGCCUUAGCUGCUCUCUCCCCACCUCCGCAGGAGUAGGCAUCAGCUCAACUCCGUAGCUUCUGCAGCACGUUUCCAGGCUCGCCUGCACGAGCACAUUUCCCACCCCACAUCCCAAGUCCAAAAACAAGGAGUCUUUGUGGAGAUGUGUAGCAGCAAUGAUAUCCGCGAUUAUCUGUACGUCGACGAAGCGCAAGCCAACGUUCUGAUCGACGCACUCUUCUUGAGGCAACUAUGCAGGAAUCCAGACGGUUUGUUCUGGGCUGGAGAUACCGCACAGACAAUCUCUGCCGGGAGUUCUUUCAGGUUCGACGAUCUGAAAGCGUUCCUCUGCUGUGUGGAGCAGCAAAAUACUUCUAUCAACUCCACUGUAGCAUCUCUCUGCCAGCCCACGAUGUUUCAAUUGGCAAUCAACUACAGGUCACAUGGGGGCAUCGUCAACUGCGCUCAUUCUGUGAUCGAAAUCAUCACAAGAUUCUAG